AUGCCUACACUCAAUAUAGAAGGAACCAACGAUUGUUCAUUCUCCCUCAUCAAUCUCUUGCCAUUCACCAGAUUGCCUGGUUCUGUCCUUGCUGAAAAUAAGGAAAUAUUCGCAGAGCAGACUUACUAUUUGAAAAAGAAGGAAAUUAAUUUAUCGGACCACAUCCGAACAAUCAAGGAAGGAACUGUGCUGCUUGGACAUGAUGAUGAACACAAAGCUGAGGAAGAAGUUGCACAAUUUAUAGAAUUACAAUCGUCAUCAUUACCAAGUGAUGAAGAAAAGAAAACUUGUUUUAAAGUUUUGGAUGCUGAUUGUUUGCAAGUUGCUUUUGAAUUGUUUGAAAAAACUGGAAGAACGCCAAUGGUUUUGAAUUUGGCAUCGAGAAGAACAAUUUGUGGAAAGUAUUGGGUUCCUUAUUUAGGAACUCAGGAAGAAUUCAUUGAGAGAAAAUCAGUAAUUUACAGAUAUAGUAUUGAUCCUGAUUUGAAUGAAAUUGUUGGAAAGGAACUUGAAAAGCGAGCAUUGAAUACAGAUGAAGAUCCUCAUCAUAUUUUGGAAUUUGGAGUAACCUAUACUCCUCAAUUGCCAAUUAUUAGAAACUUUAAAGAAACUGGCGAUUAUUCACUUGUGGAUCCCUGUAUAUUCAUUAAUGUGGCUGCUGCUGGUGCCAUUGAUUUGAGAAUCAAAUAUUUCAGAAAGACAGAUCAUUCAAAAUAUUAUGAUAAGCACGGAGUGUUAAAUGAGGAACUAUUCAUCAAACAUACGAAACUAAAGAUUAGGAUGGUGCUCUAUUGUGCAUUAAAGAUGGAGGAAAGAGAUUUGGUGUUGGGAGCAUUUGGAUGUGGAGCUUACUUGAAUGAUACCAAGACAGUUUCGUCAUGUUUCGAACAAGUAUUGAACGAACCAGCUUUCAAGAAUAGGUUUGAUAAUGUUUAUUUUGCAAUUUUGGGAAAGGGAAAUUGCCAGCCAUUUGAAGAAACUUUUUGCUAG
This is a messenger RNA of Naegleria gruberi, 990 nucleotides long. RefSeq lists its product as uncharacterized. Bases 1 to 990 code for a protein of 329 amino acids. NCBI's taxonomy places the organism in Eukaryota, Heterolobosea, Eutetramitea, Acrasida, Naegleriidae. The transcript has 2 exons. The record is from RefSeq and is a predicted model, not a curated record.